CCGCAGUCGAACACAACAAGCGGGGACUUCCUCGUGUCCAGACGUUUCUCUACUCAACCUCUUCCGAGUUUGACCUACGUUUUAAUGCAGUUGUGAUAACUGGAUUCAGUUUUUUCAAUUUAUUACUGUUGGAGAUCUUCUUUUUUCUACAUAUUUUUGUUUUUCCUCAGUAUAUAAAGAUGCCAGAGGACGUUGGGACAGCCAAGUCUGAUCACAUUGAGACAGGCUCAGUGAAGUAUCCGUCUCUUCCUGUCCGCAGGCGGAGUCAUCGCUUACAUUUCCUCCAGCUCGGUGUCCGGCUCAGAGUCCUGUCUGAGCAAAAGCCCCAGCGGCAGCAGCGGCUACAUGUCGGUGUCGCCGGCCCUGUCGCGGCCGUCGCUGCCCAGCAGGGCCGUGGGGAUGCUGGUGGACAUCGCCCCGCCGGCCAAGACCCACGCACGCGGCCAAGGCGCAGAAAAGGCCGGCCGCUCCUCCACGUCUGGCAAGAGCAGCAUCACGAAAAUCAACGGCAUGGUCCUGCUGUGCAAGGUGUGCGGUGACGUGGCCUCGGGUUUCCAUUACGGGGUCCACGCAUGCGAGGGUUGCAAGGGCUUCUUCAGGAGAAGCAUCCAGCAGAACAUCCAGUACAAGAAGUGUCUUAAGAUGGAGAACUGCACCAUCAUGAGGAUCAACAGGAACCGCUGUCAGCAGUGCCGCUUCAAGAAGUGUCUAUCCGUCGGCAUGUCCAGAGACGCUGUGAGAUUUGGCCGCAUCCCAAAGAGGGAGAAGCAGAGGAUGCUGCUGGAGAUGCAGAACGCCAUGAACAACAUGAUGAGCAAAAACAGCCAGCUGCACAGCAUGCUGCACGGCCACGGCCAGGUGUCCAUGGACGCCAUGAGCAGCGACACCAGCUCCUCCUCGUCUUCCUCGUCCUCCUCGUCCUCCUCCGACUCCCCGUCCUGCUCCAACCCCUCCUCCCCGCAGUGCCCGCAGGACUCGGAGUCUGUGGUUUCCAUGGACACCAACUCCAGCUCGGGCUCGUCCUGCGCGUCGGACAGCAGCGAGGACGAGGCCGUCGUCAGCGGGAACAGGCAGCAUCAAGAGGCCUUCGCCUUCGGCCAGCAGAGGUCAGCGGCGCAGGGCCAGGCCUCGCUGUCACCCGACGCCGUCCCCUCGGAGACGGGGUGCGACAGCCGCAUGGAGGAGCAGCAGCAGGGAAACUGGAGCUGCUGGAACAACGGCGCCGCCGUGGCGGGCUACCAGCGCUGCCCUUACAGCGGCGGCCACGUCAGGAACUCUGCUUACACGGAAGAGCGCGCCGUGUUCCCGCAGCAGCUGGGCGGCGUCUCUCGCGCCGACCCGUCAGACGAGGGCCAAAGACAGCAAGAACUUCAACAAACCUCCCUCAGUGGCUGCGUCAAAAGUAGAGCACACCUGGUGUGUCCGAUGAACACCUCGCCGUACGUGGACCCCAGCAAGCCCAGCCAGGAGAUCUGGGAGGAGUUCUCCAUGAGCUUCACCCCGGCCGUGCGGGAGGUGGUGGAGUUCGCCAAGAGGAUCCCGGGCUUCCGCAACCUGCCGGAGCACGACCAGGUCAGCCUGCUGAAGGCUGGAACCUUCGAGGUGUUGAUGGUGCGAUUCGCCUCCCUGUUCAACAUGGCCGAGCGAACCGUCACCUUCCUGAGCGGCAAGCGUUACAGCCUGGACACGCUGCGGUCGCUCGGCGCCGGCGAGCUGCUCAACUCCAUGUGCGAAUUCAGCGAGAAGCUCGCAGGCCUGCGGCUCAGCGCCGACGAAAUGAGCCUCUUCACCGCCGUGGUGCUCGUCUCUGCCGAUCGCUCAGGGAUCCAGGACACGGACGCGGUGGAGGCUCUGCAGGACCAGCUGAUCCGGGCGCUGAGAAACCUGGUGAUGCAGCAUCACGGCGGCGAGUCGGCCACCACCUUCACCAAGCUGCUGCUCAAACUCCCCGAGCUGCGUUCGCUCAACAACAUGCACUCGGAGGAACUGCUCUCCUUCAAAGUGCACCCAUGAAGGCUUCCAGCGCGGGUGCAGCGAUGCCCUCCACCACCUUCCAACCUCCACCAGGACCUGCCUCUUACAGCCUCCCACCCUCUUUAUUUGACCAACCGUGUUGCGUGUUCGUCUCCAGAAUGUAUGAAGUUAUUUUUUACGUCGAGAAGGAGAGUAUAAAGAGUACUGUAUUUAUAGAAGGGAUAGCUUUGCUUGUUGCACACGAACACACGCACAUGCAUGUGUGGCAGAGAUUUCAGUUUAGCUGGUUUUCUAUUUUAAAGAAAGAAAAGAGGACUUAGAUUUUAUGAAAUUAGAUCAAGUAGAAACUAAUCUGUCAGUUAUGUUGAUGACAUUUUUUUUUUUAAUAUGUAUAUUUAACAUGUUUCCUCCAAAAGCCAUUAAUUCCAAAGUGUAUUCUCAGAUGAGCGGGUGAAUGUGAGAGACGACGUAUAUACUGUACCCUUCAAACAUGUCUGACUGCUUCGUGCGUGGCGAGGAAGGCAAGCUAUCGGAGAACUUAUUGAUGAAUGUGUGACGAUCGCUGCUGAUGCAUGGCUGUAUUUAACGCAACUAUUAUCUGGCUGUGCGCUGGUCAUUCAUUUGAUGUAAAUACUGCUGUAUGUUCAUUUUCAUUUUUUUUUUCCUGCCUAUUUAAUGUCCUGUACAUGUUUAUGUCCAUGGGAACUGCCUGUAUGCUACCGCAUGUUUUUUAUUUCAUUUCUUUUUUCUUUUCUUUUUUUUUAUAUAAUUGGUAAUGGAUCAGUUGACAUCAGCAUCUUAAAGCAAAAAACACUAAAUUUGCACAAGUUCUGGAGCAGAAACAAAGUAACAAACUCCUAUUUUUUGUUUUUUCCUUGUUUUCUUUUUUUAAAUCAAACUUUUGGGCACAGCACUGAAUUCUGAUACUUGUUUUCACUUUGUUUGAGAUGUUUGCUUAUCCUACUGGCAACCACUGCCAUAUGUACAUAGCUCUAUAAAUAUAUAUAUAUAUGAAAUAUAUAAAUAUCAGAUGAACAGACUAUAAAUAGUAUGAAUAAAAACAAAUGAAGAAUGA
This is a messenger RNA of Cololabis saira (Pacific saury), 3049 nucleotides long. It is a transcript of the gene nr1d2a, whose product is annotated as nuclear receptor subfamily 1, group D, member 2a. Gene Ontology annotation, molecular function: nuclear receptor activity; zinc ion binding; RNA polymerase II cis-regulatory region sequence-specific DNA binding. The transcript has 8 exons. Gene Ontology annotation, biological process: cell differentiation; positive regulation of transcription by RNA polymerase II; hormone-mediated signaling pathway. The coding region runs from base 346 to 2013 and encodes 555 amino acids. The record is from RefSeq and is a predicted model, not a curated record. NCBI's taxonomy places the organism in Eukaryota, Metazoa, Chordata, Actinopteri, Beloniformes, Belonidae.